UGUGGUUCUAAGUCACGUGAAAGCGUGGUUCAGUUCCCUGACAGCAGCCACAGUCCGGUGUGGAGGAUGAGCUCAGGCAACGGCACCAGGAGGAAAGUCUGCAAGCUGCAGCAGUUCAACAACACGGUGGCGUUUGACCCCGAAACACUGACUGAGAUUCAAGCUAUUUUUAGUAAAAUAAGAACUUAUGUGAAACCGUCUGAUGGGGAGUGGUGCAUCCCCGACCCAAACGCCACUCUGAGACACUCUGCAGAGGAGCACCGCCGGCUGCAGGUCCUGAAGGAGUCGCUGAACGAGGUCAAGAACCAGCUCAGCGACAAGAACGUCCAGGUCUGGCAUCAGCACACCAACUCCACCAAUCGGGCUGGGAAGGUGAUCGCCGCCGUACGCUCCGCUGCCAACGCGGAGAUCUGCACUCAGGCCUGGUGCAAGUUCUCCGAGAUCCUGGGAACCUUUAAUCUUCUUCCAGAGGAAGCUCUUCAAAACGGAGAGCUGAACUCGGUCCACCUGUGUGAAGCUCCAGGGGCUUUUAUAACCGCUCUGAACCACCACACCAAAACCAGUGAGUCCACGCGCUACUGUGAUUGGAGCUGGGCCGCCAACACUCUCAACCCGUACCACGAGGCCAACGGCGGCAGCACAACGAUUGCAGACGAUCGGUUAAUCGCCAACACGCUGCCCUGGUGGUUCUUUGGAUCAGAUAACACAGGAAACAUCAUGAUCCAGAAACAUCUGCUGGAGCUGCAGACGUUUGUGGCGAACAUGCACAGAGUUGACAUGGUGACAGCGGAUGGUAGCUUCGACUGUCAGGAGAAGCCGGAUGAGCAGGAGGCUCUGGUGGCGUCGCUGCAUUACUGCGAAGUCACAGCUGCACUGCUGCUCCUGAGCCCCGGCGGCUCCUUCGUGUUGAAGAUGUUCACCCUGUAUGAGCACUCCUCCGUCUGCUUACUCUACCUGCUGAACUGCUGUUUCCGCUCCGUCAACGUCUUCAAACCUGCCACCAGCAAGUCGGGCAACUCUGAGGUUUACGUUGUGUGUCUGAACUAUGACGGCAAAGAAGCUGUGAGGCCUCUGCUCUCCAAACUGAUUCGCCACUACGGACCACAUCUGGCUGACCGUGAGGCACUUUUCCCAAACUCUCUCAUCCCAGACUCGUUUCUGAAACAGCAUGAAGAAGUUUGCUCGUACUUCCACACGCUGCAGGUGGAGACGAUCACAGAAAACCUGCGACUGUUUGAGGGAAUGAGCACCGAGCAGAGGCAGCGUCUCGACUACAUCAGGGACUGUACGGCUCAGGAAUACCUGCAGCGCUUCCAGGUGAGCUUCCUUCCACGGAGUCGAUGGAUCUCUCGUAACACGGUGAGUCCCGCCUGCUGCAGCGUCUCAGCAGGCCGACCUCUGGGACAGAAGAAGCAAACAGGCUCCUUCAAUGAGCGGAGGGAAUUGCAGACCCUGAGCUGGAGGGAGCGCAUCGAGAGGGGUUGCCAUGCCACCUGGAUACAGAGACACUGCACCGAGGCCGUAGGGACCGGCUGUGUGCUUGAAGGACCCCUGUCCGGGUGUCAUGGGGAUUCAUGGUACGUUAUCGACGGGGCUGCACUGCCCGCUGUCAGAAACUCUGCGUUCUGUGAUGGAGGAUUGUUGAACCACUUGAAUGAAGCCCUCAUGGACACAGAAGUAGACUGGACUAAUGCACCUCCCUGUGACUCCUGCCAUGCGGUUUGCACGGCCUCCAUCUUGUCCGAUGUUGCAGGUCUUUGCACCUUCACAUCUGACAGUGAUGGCAACAGAAAGCAGAGACAGUGUUUGGUGUUUGGCAGCCGCUCAGUGUGGGACGCCUGUGAAAGCCAACUGGGGGAUUUAGUCUUAACGUUUUCUGCAGAGCCUUCAACUCCUCCAAGAGGCUCUGUCACGCUGCACGAUGGGGAUCCGCGGUACCAGCAGCAGCUCUUAGGUUGUGUUGUGUUCUCCCUGCAGACGCUGAACUCUGGGGAUGCCUUGCUGCUGCCUGUGUUUUCUGCCUUCACUCGUGUCACCGCAGCUGCUGUGCUCUGCCUGCAUGCGUGUUUUCGCUCAGUCACGUUCAGGUGUCCUCCCCCCUCUGGCAUCGUCGGGACAGUGCUUGUGUGUGGUGGUUUCUGCCCCGAAGCUGCUGCACGAAUACUACCUGUUCUUACUGACGUCCAUACCUGCAUGGGUCAGCUGCUAAGAGGAGAGGAUGACUCGUGUAAAAAUCUGCUGUCUUGGCGUCAAAGUCAGGUGCUGCAGUUUAUUCCCAUGGAUGAGCUGCUCACAGGAGGACUGACUGAGUUCCUGCGGACCAUGAACUCUGAAAUCAUUCAGCAGAAGCUACAUUUGCUCAUGCAAUCAUAGUGCAGUUGAGUGAGCUAAAUUUCUACAGGAGCCACACGCAGCUAGAAAAAUACUCUGUGGAGUCCAGCGAGCUCCUCCAGAGCUGAGAUACAGGCACGCUUCACCUCUAGGGCACCGACAAUCAAAUUAUGUUUGUUUUUUAAUAUCAGUGAAAGACAUAUCACACAGUCAACAGACGUCCGUGAAUGUUUUUUUGUGGUGUUUUCUUUUGCGGGGAAUUACCCAUUUUAAUGAUAUUUCCCGCCUCCCUGUGUGCAAAUGUUUGGCCAGAACGAGUUCCUAUUUUGUAUCCUUUGCUACACGCCGCCUAGAGAUUAUUGUGAUUGGUGAAGCCAGAGUGUUUUUUUCCCCCAAAGCAGAAUGAUAAUGAGAGCAGCUGGACCUUUCUCCAGCGCUGACAGUGCUGUGGAGAUGUGGAGCGAGACUAAGUGAGCUGUGACUCUGGGCUACAUGCUAUCGCUGUCACAGUCCGUUUUAUUCUCGUUGGCUGUUUCUUUCCAGCAGUUAGUCACUGAAUCAUUUUUGUUUGCUGACAUUAAAAGAGUACUGCACUCAUUUAGCGUUGCACUACUAUGCUGCAC
Molecule: messenger RNA, 2954 nt
Organism: Anoplopoma fimbria (sablefish)
Lineage: Eukaryota; Metazoa; Chordata; Actinopteri; Perciformes; Anoplopomatidae
Gene: cmtr2
Product: cap methyltransferase 2
Exons: 3
Coding region: 67-2373 (768 amino acids)
Biological process (GO): 7-methylguanosine mRNA capping
Cellular component (GO): nucleus; cytoplasm
Molecular function (GO): methyltransferase cap1 activity
Source: RefSeq, a predicted model, not a curated record